Messenger RNA from Phycodurus eques (leafy seadragon), 1786 nucleotides. RefSeq names its product RNA 2',3'-cyclic phosphate and 5'-OH ligase (gene rtcb). Gene Ontology annotation, cellular component: nucleus; tRNA-splicing ligase complex. The record is from RefSeq and is a predicted model, not a curated record. Gene Ontology annotation, molecular function: RNA ligase (ATP) activity. The transcript is spliced from 11 exons. NCBI's taxonomy places the organism in Eukaryota, Metazoa, Chordata, Actinopteri, Syngnathiformes, Syngnathidae. Gene Ontology annotation, biological process: tRNA splicing, via endonucleolytic cleavage and ligation. Bases 288 to 1739 code for a protein of 483 amino acids.
GUCGUCUUUUCUUUUUAUGUUGGUUGGCAGCCAACCGCCUCCUUCUCUUCCGAACAGAUCUUUAUUCCAUGCAUUGUGUACUACGUUCUUUCAUUUGAUGAAGCCCCGUGUCCCUUCAAAAUCUUCUAACUUGUCCCCCUUCGAACCUCAUCAUUCAGUUACGUAUUUCCUAUACCUCAUGAAAGCGUGUUCUCCACUUCCUGGCAGCCUUCACAUCAACCCGACUCAACCCUAUCGACUUCAGAGUGGAAGGAAUCUUCUACGUUAACGACCCUCUGGAAAAGUUGAUGUUCGAGGAGCUGCGGAAUGCGUGUCGAGGAGGAGGUGUGGGCGGCUUCCUGCCAGCCAUGAAACAGAUCGGGAACGUGGCGGCGCUGCCCGGGAUCGUCCACAGAUCCAUCGGACUCCCCGACGUCCACUCGGGGUACGGGUUCGCCAUCGGAAACAUGGCGGCCUUCGACAUGAACGACCCCGACGCGGUGGUGUCUCCAGGCGGCGUAGGCUUCGACAUCAACUGCGGCGUGCGCCUGCUGAGGACCAACCUGGACGAGCGAGACGUGCAGCCCGUCAAGGAGCAGCUGGCGCAGUCGCUCUUCGACCAUAUCCCCGUGGGCGUCGGCUCCAAGGGCGUCAUCCCCAUGGGGGCCAAGGACCUGGAGGAGGCGCUGGAGAUGGGCGUGGACUGGUCGCUGAGGGAGGGCUACGCCUGGGCCGAGGACAAGGAGCACUGCGAGGAGUACGGCAGGAUGCUGCAGGCCGACCCCGCCAAAGUCUCGUCCAAGGCCAAGAAGAGGGGCCUCCCGCAGCUGGGAACGCUGGGAGCGGGAAACCACUACGCCGAGAUCCAGGUGGUGGACGAGAUCUACGACGACUACGCCGCCAAGAAGAUGGGCGUGGACCGCAAGGGUCAGGUGUGCGUCAUGAUACACAGCGGCAGCCGAGGCCUCGGACAUCAGGUGGCGACGGACGCGCUCGUCGCCAUGGAGAAGGCGAUGAAGCGCGACAAGAUCGCGGUCAACGACCGGCAGCUGGCGUGCGCCCGCAUCGGGUCGCCCGAGGGGCAGGACUACCUGAAGGGAAUGGCGGCCGCCGGGAAUUACGCCUGGGUCAACCGCUCGUCCAUGACCUUCCUCAGCAGACAGGUGACGAAAAGAGAAAGAAAGAGAAAGCGAGUCGUUCACUCUUUGGCUCGCGCUCCGUUGUCGUUUCAGGCCUUCUCCAAAGUGUUCGACAGCACGCCGGACGACCUGGACAUGCACGUCAUCUACGACGUGUCGCACAACAUCGCCAAAGUGGAGGAGCACACGGUGGACGGGCGCCAGCGCACCCUGCUGGUCCACCGCAAAGGCUCCACGCGGGCCUUCCCCCCGCACCACCCGCUCAUCCCCGUCGACUACCAGUUGACGGGCCAGCCGGUUCUGAUCGGGGGAACCAUGGGCACGUGCAGCUACGUCCUGACCGGCACCGAGCGAGGCAUGACCCGCACCUUCGGGACCACCUGCCACGGAGCGGGUCGUGCUCUGUCCCGGGCCAAAUCUCGCCGCAAUCUGGACUUCCAGGACGUGCUGGACCAGCUGGCCGACAAAGGCAUCGCCAUCCGAGUGGCGUCCCCCAAACUGGUCAUGGAAGAGGCACCCGAGUCGUACAAGAACGUGACGGACGUGGUGAACACGUGCCACGACGCCGGCAUCAGCGCCAAGGCCGUCAAGCUGCGGCCCAUCGCCGUCAUCAAAGGCUGAUCUGUGAACAAUGGCAAACCCGCCUUCAAUAAACUUGUGUGAAAGAA